Messenger RNA from Archocentrus centrarchus (flier cichlid), 962 nucleotides. Its product is annotated as glutathione S-transferase A4-like. Lineage: Eukaryota; Metazoa; Chordata; Actinopteri; Cichliformes; Cichlidae. The transcript has 7 exons. Gene Ontology annotation, biological process: glutathione metabolic process. The record is from RefSeq and is a predicted model, not a curated record. Gene Ontology annotation, molecular function: glutathione transferase activity. The coding region runs from base 188 to 856 and encodes 222 amino acids.
CGGCAGUAUGGAAAUGAGCAUCCUGCCAUUGGUUUAGAUUUGCCCAAUCACCGCCUUCAGAUGUUGUCUCCGCCUUGAGCCCGCCUUCCCUCCGCUGCCCAGCCCAGCUACUGUGAAUGAUACAUAAGAGCUCAACAUUUCACAGAUUCUCAGUCCUAAAAAAAAGGAAGAAAAGAAAACAACAGCCAUGGCUGAAAGACCCGUACUGUAUUAUUUCAAUGGGAGAGGGAAGAUGGAGUCAAUCCGCUGGCUUUUAACAGUUGCAGAAGUGGACUUUGAUGAAGUUCUUCUGGUAACUCGGGAGCAGUAUGUGAAACUGCUGAAUGAUGGCGCACUCAUGUUUCAACAGGUGCCUUUGGUGGAAAUCGAUGGCAUGAAGCUCAUUCAGACCAAAGCGAUCCUGAAUUAUAUCGCUGAGAAGUACAAUCUGCAUGGAAAGGAUCCCAAAGACAAAGUCAUGAUCAACAUGUACUCGGAGGGACUGAUGGACCUCAUGGAAAUGAUCAUCAUGCUCCCGUUCUCCCCAGACCCCAAACCAAAACUGGACAACAUUCAAAGCAAAGCAAAGGAGCGCUACCUUCCUGUGUAUGAAAAGGCUCUGACUGGACCCGUGUACCUGGUGGGAGGUAAACUAAGCCUUGCAGACGUGCUGCUAAUUGAAUGCACCCUGAUGCUGGAGGAGAAAUUUCCUGCAAUCCUCAAAGACUUUUCCAACAUCAAGUCUUUCCAGGGCAGGAUGAUCCAAAUCCCUGCUAUCAACAGGUUUCUGCAGCCGGGCAGUAAGAGGAAACCACAGCCAGAUGAAAAAUAUUUGAAAAAUGUCAUGGAAGUCUUGCAAUUCAAGUUACCACUUUAAGAAACUCUACAAAAGAUCUGCUACAUUUCUCAUUAGGCAGCAAUGACCGUGAACAAUUAUAUCUGCAGGCCUACGUGGAGAUAAAUGCUCCACUAACACAACAAAA